AUGAAGGUGCUACCUGCCUCUGGCCUUGCUGUCCUUAUCACAGCUCUAAAGUUUGCCACCGCAGUCCCCACCCUAUUUGCAGCCACUCCUAGGACCUUCAGGAGCAGCUACCACCUCGCACAGGACUACCUUGACAAGUAUUACACACACAAAGGAGGCCCCCAGGCCGGUGAGAUGGUGGCGAGACAAGGCAACCCCAUGGUCAGGAAGAUUAAGGAGCUGCAAUCUUUCUUUGGCCUCCAAGUCACUGGGAAGUUGGACCCGAGUACCAUGAAUGUGAUCAAGAGGCCUCGCUGUGGCGUCCCUGAUGUGGCCAACUACCGCCUCUUCCCAGGUGAACCCAAAUGGAAAAAAAAUAUUUUGACAUACAGAGUCUCUAAGUACACACCUUCCAUGAGUCCUGCUGAGGUGGACAAGGCUGUGGAGAUGGCCCUGCGUGCCUGGAGCACCGCCGUCCCUCUGAACUUCGUUAGGAUAAACUCUGGGGAAGCAGAUAUCAUGAUAUCUUUUGAAACUGGAGAUCACGGGGAUUCCUACCCAUUUGAUGGGCCUCGAGGGACUCUGGCCCAUGCAUUUGCACCUGGAGAAGGCUUGGGAGGAGACACGCACUUCGACAAUGCUGAGAAGUGGACUAUGGGGAUGAACGGGUUCAAUUUAUUCACCGUCGCUGCUCACGAAUUUGGCCAUGCUCUAGGCCUGGGCCACUCCACAGACCCGUCAGCACUUAUGUACCCAACUUACAAGUACCAGAACCCCUAUAGGUUCCAUCUCCCUAAGGACGACGUGAAAGGAAUUCAAGCACUAUAUGGACCCCGGAAGACAUUCCCAGGAAAGCCCACCAUGCCCCAUAUCCCGCCUCACAAGCCAUCCCUCCCUGACCUCUGUGACUCCAGCUCAUCCUUUGACGCUGUGACGAUGCUGGGAAAGGAGCUUCUGCUCUUCAAGGACAGGAUUUUCUGGAGAAGACAGGUGCACUUGGCAGCAGGAAUUCGGCCCAACACCAUCACCAGCUCCUUCCCCCAGCUCAUGUCCAACGUGGAUGCAGCUUAUGAAGUGCCUGAGCGAGGCCUUGCUUUCUUCUUCAAAGGUCCGCACUAUUGGAUCACACGAGGAUUCCAGAUGCAAGGUCCUCCCCGGACAAUUUAUGACUUCGGGCUGCCAAGGCGUGUGCAGCGAAUAGAUGCUGCGGUUUACCUCAGGAAGCCCCAGAAGACCCUCUUCUUUGUGGGAGAUGAAUACUACAGCUAUGAUGAAAGAAAAAAGAAAAUGGAAAAAGACUAUCCAAAGAACACCGAAGAGGAGUUUUCGGGAGUGAGCGGCCACGUAGACGCUGCUGUGGAGUUAAAUGGCUACAUUUACUUCUUUUCAGGACCCAAAACGUUCAAGUAUGACACGGAGAAGGAAGACGUGGUUAGUGUGGUAAAAUCCAGCUCCUGGAUUGGUUGCUAA
Messenger RNA from Microtus oregoni (creeping vole), 1449 nucleotides. RefSeq names its product matrix metallopeptidase 20 (gene Mmp20). Gene Ontology annotation, molecular function: metalloendopeptidase activity; zinc ion binding. The transcript is spliced from 10 exons. Gene Ontology annotation, cellular component: extracellular matrix. The record is from RefSeq and is a predicted model, not a curated record. Lineage: Eukaryota; Metazoa; Chordata; Mammalia; Rodentia; Cricetidae. Gene Ontology annotation, biological process: extracellular matrix organization; amelogenesis; collagen catabolic process. Bases 1 to 1449 code for a protein of 482 amino acids.